Messenger RNA from Polyodon spathula (Mississippi paddlefish), 1409 nucleotides. RefSeq lists its product as uncharacterized. NCBI's taxonomy places the organism in Eukaryota, Metazoa, Chordata, Actinopteri, Acipenseriformes, Polyodontidae. The transcript is spliced from 4 exons. The coding region runs from base 242 to 1375 and encodes 377 amino acids. The record is from RefSeq and is a predicted model, not a curated record.
CUGGCCUGGGGAAAAAGGGAGCUGACAGCUACCUCCCCCACAGACUCCCUUACAAACAGGGGAAUUAAAAAGGAACCCUGUGGGUUCGAGAAUAUACCAGAUAUUGCACAUUUCCUGCUGCAUGCCAUUUAUUUAUGGCAGCUUACUGUUUAAUUGUGAAACAUUUGGGGAAGUACAAUGCUGCUGGGAUUCAAACCCUGUGUGAAAUUAUUAAGACAGAUAAUUCUAUCAACCAGCUACAAUGUUAAACAGAGAAGGCAAUGGGAAGAUGCCUCACUACUGGGGAUUAAUCUGUCUACUGGUAGCAUUCAAGCCCAAUACUGCAGAGGUGCCUAUUCAAGAUCUUUCCUUGAUUGAUAUGGUGACACCUGUUACUCUUCCUGUGCCGAUGGAAAUCAACGGAACUGAGUUUGUCUGGGAGUGGACUCCACAUGAUGGCAGGUUUACGAAGGUCCCGCUCGUAACAGUAAAGCAUCCAAAAAGUUAUCCUGGAGCCCAAUAUUCAUGGACAAGGACUUCAAAACACAGUAUUUAUUACAGUAACUUUGACGAUGGGGAAAAUGGAACUUUGAUCAUCAAAUCUAAAUUUGAAAAUGCUGGCUAUUAUACUUUUAAACAAAUCCAACCAAACUCUACUGUUCUGGCGAUGUUUGAAGUCUUUGCUUUCAAAAGUGUUCCAUUUCGGUGGGAUUCCGUCACUCCUGGAGAUGAUGUUACUCGGGCCUGCACCAUCUCAAGACUCCCUGAAUCAAGCAGACUUCAGUGGAAACACAAGGGGAGCCUCAGUGCAGCCAUCAAGUGUCACUACAACAACACUGCCGUCAUUAUCAUUCAGAAUGUGAAUGAACUCAGCACAGGGAACUACAGCUGUGAAUUACUAAAAAAAGAAACAUAUCUGCAUGGCUUUUACAAUACGCUGACCCUUACAACAUCUACACUUACCAGCCAGUACACACUGUACCGGGAAAGUGCCAAUAGGAGUGAAGUCCAACUCAUCUACCGAUCCGCAAACAGAGGUAACACAGCUCUAUGGAUCCGGAGCUCAGAGGCUUCUUCCCAGCUCAUUCGCAUUGCUUCAGCUGUAAGAAGUGGACCUGUUGGCAUCCUUGUUGAAGGUGUCGGGCAGCGCAUCAGAUCCCUGGUGACAGUUUACGAUGGGUACCACUUUCCCCUGCACAUCUCGCCUGUAGUGUUUCAAGAUGCUGGAAUAUACACCUGUUAUACUGACACACAUGUCUCUGUGAGCAUAGCCCUAAUCACAGUUCAGGGUAAGGCUUCAUCAUGUUUCUCAAAGUUUAUACUUCCAAGUGAAGUUUCUGUUUCAUUUCUCUCCUUACAAGGUGGAGGCUGUUGUGUCAGUGUUGAUCUGAUUUAGAAGAGCACCCAUCUAGUUUAAUACCGUGGACAGA